GUGAGCCUCCCUGCUGCAAAGUCUGAAUCCUUUGCAGACACUCAGAAAGUUGCACCGUUGGAGCCUGUGUCCCCAGCGCCGAGCACACCUGCUCGACCUUCGCUUCAGGAGUACAGUCAAGACAGGCAGCCCACUUUUGGCUUCACAGACACUGAAGGCGGCAAGGAAAGCAACAAUAAUGAAGCAAAGGCAACAGAGAAGCAGCAGGAAGAAACGCCUCAGCAGGACAACAAGGAGCAGGAAAAGAACGAGGAGCGGGAGCAGGAAAGGAACAACCGGCAGGCAAAGAAGGAGCGGCAAGAAGAGAAGAUGCAACAGGAAAAGAAGCAGCAGCAGCAGGACAAGGAGCAGCAGGAAGAGAAGGAGCAGCAGGAGCCCAACUCAAAAAACGACAAGCACACAAGCGAAGACGAGCAGGAUGGAUGCUCACUCUCGGAGACAGAAAUUGAAAGCAAUGAUGUGCCGGAGAGCUACGCACUAAGCUUGCUUGAUAGCAAGGGAAAGAGCAUUCCACUGGGCACCAUUCCAGUGCAAGGGGAUGCCAAGGCUCAGGCUCCACCGCAGAACCACACUUCCCUCUCACACGGCGCCAUUGACAAGCGCCUCAGGCGCGUCUUCACACCUCGCACAGACGGGAGCUUCAAGGUCCCCGUCCGUUUCGUCCAGGAGUUCCAAAAGAAGGGUGCCGCUCGUAAAUCUCUCGAGAAAGUCUUAGCAAGCUGCGCCUAUAACGUGGAAGAGUUCACGCAAGAACUGUUUGAGAUUGUGGAGACGUAUUUUGAAGAUGAACUCGUUAUUGAGGGGGAAUUUCUUACAGAGCAAGCAAUGCUGGAUGAGGGAGAUCUGGGGGAGAUCGAUGUGGAUAAAGAGGUGAAGCCUCUGGAGAACAAGGAGGUGGCAGACAUGCGGAAAAAGGCAGGUGUACCUGAGAUAGACCCAGAUGCCCUGCCAAGCUCAUAUGCUUCGAAAAUGACGGCGUGUGCCACAAAGCAUGUGAAGAAGCUGGCGGAUAUGAUUAAGAGCUUCGAUGCCAUCCCUUCGGAGGACAUCACCCCUAUCCAGACGCGGAUGAAGGCGAAGCUUGCAAGGCUUCACGAGGCCCUAGACCAGAAGGAUGAAGAAGUAACGAAAAUCCAUGCAGAUGGUGUCAUUGAUGGCUUUGGCAAGGUGAUGAAUGUACCUCUACUCGACAACCUGAAGCUGGUGCUCUCAUGCACCGCCUUGCUGAAAUGGUCGGCUGCCUGCACUGACCUGGUCAGAGUAGCUGAAGCGGCCAGAUUGGAUUCCUGCCAGUGCGAUGCUGUGGCAAGUGCUGCGUGCAUUGGCAAAAAAGAUGCGGAGAAGGCUACUCACAAAGUGCUGGUGAGAUUUGGCUUAUCAUUGCGGGUCAAAAUUAGCUGGGUGGAUCUGGAAUUGAAGGGUGAACCUUUGCGGGUGCCUUUCAUCAAACCAUCAGACUACUUGAAGAAAAUGCUCACAUCCUAUCCUGAUGCUAUUUGGGGCGAUGGCGUUCAGGACGUGCGUCAAAGAUGCAAAUCGUUUUGGAAAGGGUAUUAUUGGUCCCAUCCUACACACACAGCUUUUUCUAGCUUCAGUGACAAUGGAUUGGGUCAGCUGAUCCCCAUACAACUUCAUGGCGACGAAGGGACGGGGUCCAAGAAACAACCGGUCAGCAUCUGCAGCUGGCAGAGUGUUUGGGGCAAAGAAACAGAAGGCACCAAACAUGUGAAAGCUCAAAAGUUUGGCGCCUGUUCGUCUUGUCGAGAAGGAUCUUGCAUCUCCAAGUGCUGCGCAGUGCCUGAGAAGUGCCCGAAGGGCAAGGCUUCUACUAUGCGACUGGAUGCCGAAGAUUUGCUGGAACUUCAGAAGCAGUUGCCUACAUCUUCGGGGCAUUCUUUUUUGCAGAGGCAUUUGAUGUGUGUUUUGCCAACCUACUUGGUCAAAAAAGGCCCUGAAGUGCUGGAGGCUGUGCUUUCAGCUACUGCGCAGGAUUUGCAGAACCUCUUCAUGUCGGGAAUUGAGGCGGGUGGCAAACUAUAUUGCUGUGCAUUGGUGUCUUUGAAAGGAGAUGCCAAAUGGCAUGCCAGCACUGGUCGUUUUGAUCGGUGCUACACCCGUUUGGGAGAUGUGACUUCAAGGCCCAUCUGUCCUGAAUGCCUUGGGGGUGACCCCUCUAUGCCCUUUGAGGAUUGCAGCAGCAAUCCCAAAUGGGUGGAAACACUUUAUGAGACAGUUCCAUGGAGCCCAUCAAGACCUGGCGUGCAGGAGCAAAUUCCGUACGAUGCUACCUGCCCUGCGCGGAAAUACAAGCGAGAUCUUCUGCAUGUGUUCAAAAUAGGGUUAGCUCGAGACAUCACUGGCUCUGGCAUUGUUUUUCUUUGCCGACGCUUGAAAUGGUUUGAUGAAGCUGGUGAUUCCGUUGCCCUUCACAACCGAUUGAAGCGUGCUCACAGCAGGUUUGCCCUGUGGGCUGCUGCAAUGCAUCACAGCCCGAACUUGAGAAACUUCACCAAGGACGGUUUACAUCUAGCUCGAGUGGAUAGUUUCCCAUUCACAAAUUACAAGGGAUCAGACUCCACGCUCAUUCUGCAGUGGCUUAGGACUGAGCUUCGGUUGGUCCAGCGUCAGGACCAGGAAGCCCACAAAGAAGACAUGAGCCUCGUGACAGCGUUGGACCAGGUGUGCGAUUCGGGCUUGCAAAUCUUUCGUAUUCUCUACAGGCAUGGGCUCUGGCUGCCGAGAAAGUGUAUGAGGACUUUACGUGACCACAUUUUGCGAGUCACGCGAGGAUAUAAUUUCCUUGCGCUGCAAUGUUUGAAGCGUUCUUUUCCGGGCUUUGGACUCAAGAGCACGAUUCAUUCGCUGCAACAUUUUGCUAUCGAUCUUGAUAUCGCUCUCCAGAAUGGAUCUCCGUGCUUUCCAAAUUUUCUCAUACAGGACUGCUCUCAGGAUGAGGACUUCAUUGGAAGAACUGCUCGGGUGGCCCGCUCUACCCAUGCCAAGACCACAUCGCUACGGUGCCUCCAAAGGCAUCUAGUGAAGAAGAAGAUGCUCCUCAAAAACAAUCGAGUUAGGUGUGACUGA
Molecule: messenger RNA, 3084 nt
Organism: Symbiodinium pilosum
Lineage: Eukaryota; Dinophyceae; Suessiales; Symbiodiniaceae
Source: the annotation of a GenBank genome assembly